Messenger RNA from Scaptodrosophila lebanonensis, 797 nucleotides. Its product is annotated as probable RNA-binding protein 18. Lineage: Eukaryota; Metazoa; Arthropoda; Insecta; Diptera; Drosophilidae. Gene Ontology annotation, molecular function: RNA binding. The record is from RefSeq and is a predicted model, not a curated record. The transcript is spliced from 5 exons. Bases 5 to 640 code for a protein of 211 amino acids.
GAAAAUGGCCAGCGCUGCUAGCACAUCGACUGCUACAGCUGGCGGAAACGCGGGGUCUGCCUCAAACAACACAGAGGAACAUCGACGGAUUUGGGUGGGGAAUCUGGACUCGCGCAUCACCGAGUUUCAACUUCUCAAACUAAUGCAAAAAUGCGGACGCAUUGAAAAGUUCGAUAUGCUGUUUCACAAGGGCGGCCCCAUGGUCGGUCAGUCUCGUGGCUACGCGUUUGUAACAUUUGCGGAGGACGAAGGCGCUACAAAUGCGCUCCUCAAACUAGACGGCAUAAAUGUAGGCAGCCGCUCGAUAGCCGUACGCUUGGCCAAGAAUAUCAAAUACGAUGAUUUGCAAAAGCCAAAACCUCGUCUUGAGAUACCUGCCCUCGGGACUGGUAAACGGGAGGAGAAAAUUAGCAAAUCCGAGGCCAUACGUGCCAUAGAGGCCAAAUUGAAAGUUUUGGAACGUCAAUCAGAUGAUAAUCUGGAGCUUAAUCCAGUGGGCCGAGGCGAUGCCAAUGUACCUUUUAUACAGCGAUAUCAGUUCAACAAGGAUCGCGAUAAUACACAACGUUCCGGGCCCGGUGGCAAAUAUCACAAAUCUACCGCGCCAUAUCAUCGCCAGCAACGGCCCAAACGCCGUUGAAUGCGCUGCCAAUCUGAGAUUUCUCAUAGCCUGUAGUCUGUGGCGACCCAUCUCAAACGCUGGUCACCUAAAACAAACCAUGUAGCAUACAGUCUGACGUAAUCAUUUAUACAUGUUUAAUUUAUAACAAUAUAUUUAUUUAUAGUUCGUUUGUAAA